GCAACAGCGGUCCAAAGCGCGCACCCGUCAGCGGCGGAGAGGAGAGGACUGAAGGCGGCAGAAAGACGAAUAAACCCCAAUUAACCGAUUUUUUUUCCCCCCCCUGAACGUCCCGCUCACCAAACACAACCAAGAUGUCAGAGGAAAAGCCAAAGGAGGGAGUAAAGACAGAGAACGACCACAUCAACCUGAAGGUGGCAGGGCAGGACGGGUCAGUGGUCCAGUUCAAAAUCAAAAGACACACACCCCUCAGCAAACUAAUGAAGGCGUACUGUGAACGACAGGGUCUCGCAAUAAGGCAGAUAAGGUUCAGGUUCGAUGGUCAGCCCAUCAACGAGACGGACACACCUGCACAGCUGGAGAUGGAAGAUGAAGACACCAUAGACGUAUUCCAGCAGCAGACAGGCGGGCUCUGCUAGGCCCUUCCCCAUCUCAUUGACGGCCACCCUCAGACUACACCCUCAACCCCCUUCACUACCCCUCCCCUUCCCAUCACUCCUUUCAGCCUAUUAUUAUUAUUAUUAUUAUUAUUAUUAUUAAUAUUAUUAUUAUUUCUCCCCUUUAAAGAUGUCUGUUAUGGUUUCUCGUCAGGUGUAUGGGGGGGGGGGAGGCGGGGUGGGAGGGGCUCCUCAGCUGUUUAUAUUCUGUCUCAGCAAGGACUGAACUUUUGUGAGCUUCAACAGUCUCUGUGCUGGCCAAUCAGGACAUCAUUUCCUUCUGCCACCGCAGGCUGUGAUUGGACCACCGUCGCGUCACAGCGCUUCCUGGUUUGUCAGUACUUCUCGUACGCUCUCCAGUGAAAUCUUAGUAUCUAGUAGUUUGUCACGGUUUUGCAUCCAUCAGGGUCGAAUGCUGGGCUCUUAAAGAUUUUUUUUUUUUCCCGGGUUCACAGUCGGUGGGCAAGAAAUGUUUUGAAGGGGAAGCACUAUCUGAACUUACACGCCCACCUUUCAUUUCACCUCGCUUUCUUUUGUGUAUGUUUUUUUUUUUUUUUGUCCGAGCGGUGACUUCUGCUCCUCUGUCAAAAUGUAUUUUAAUUCUCUACAUUUUAGGUGCUUUUGCUUAAGAGUUCUGCAAUGUUUUUGUAAUUUUUUUUGAUUCUUCUUUUAAGAAUGAACAACCAGGGGGCUUGUUGCUUUUUCUUUUUUUUUUUUGCCUGUACAGAAGUAUCAGAGUGGAUGUUAGAUAAAUGUUGUGGGGCUUGGACCAAUACUCCAAAGACAGAACUUCUGUUUCAUAUUUCAUGAUGGAUCACUUUGAAAGCAAACGAUCAUGUCGUAUAUUAAGGGAGUUUUUAUUUCAUCAAUGUUAUUUGCUUCCUGUUUGACUUCAUAUUGAUAGAAGUUCACUGUGGGUAUCUGGUACACACUACUAUUCAGUCAUCCAGAUGAAGCCUGUGUUUUUUAGGGAAAUGUAAUCAAAACCAUUAAGCUGCAUCCUUUUUUUUUUCUGGACUUGAUUUGGUUCUUGCUAAAGAGAGCCACUCGACAUGGAAACCAUAACAAUUUAUUUCCCCCUCCUGUUUUCAAUUGAAGCCGGCCACAGCCUGGUCCCUUUUGGUUUUUUCACAAGCAGCUGUGCUUGUGGGGUUAUCAAUGUGGGAUGAAGUACUGGGUGGCCUGUAGGGGCAAAUAACUGGAAGCGUGUUCCUUGAUGCUGUUUUGGGGUCAGCUCUCUCAUCUUUGUGAUGUCCUCACGAAUGUAGGCUUAUUCUAGAUGUGUUUUAAAGAGGAACGGCUUCCAGUUUGAGCAAAGAUAUCCACUAAAGUUGGUAUGUUCUUUUUUUUGUUUUUUUUUUAUGCAACACUGCUGUAUAUCAACUGUCCAGCUCCUAACUUGUGUGUAAAAAAAUAAAUAAUAAUAACAGGCCAUUUCUUUUAAAAAGCAGUGGAGCCAUCCAAAGUGGUGAUGAGUGUUUCCAAUAUUUUACAAUUUUGGAGAUGGAUGCAUGCGGUGUGUUGCAUUUCAGGAGGGCAGGGAGGCCAAACGAUGGCGUUUGGGAGCUGAGUGUUCUGUACCCACAGGGCCCCGUUCUUCGUACCCAGAUAACCGAGUUGGCUUGAUUGAUUGUUGAUGUCUUGGCAAGGGCUUCGGUUUUUCACAUGAGUCAGGAUUAAAAUGUAUCUUGUUGAAGCAGAAAGUGUUUGUCCCUUUUAACCUGCAGAAGAAGCAAGGUCAAGUUCAACCAUUUUAAUUUACAGACAGAUGAGGCUACACCUUUCCAACACAGGCAAUCAUGUUUUAAAGUUCAACUAAAUAAAUGCAAUUCCAUACAACCUUUCUCACAUUGAGGUCUUAAAAUGAAGCAACAUCAUGCAUUUGUAAUUCACCUUGUUCAUUUUGAUGAUCUUAUUCUCCCUUAAUAUGUAAGAUCUGUUCCCGUAACCUUAAGUGAACUUGACAGGUAACCUUCAUCAUGUGUUUUCAGCUUUAUCAUGUACGCCUUCUAGAUCUUCUAAACAUUUAUAGAUCAAGUUUCACUUCUUGGGAGUCAUUUUUCUUUUCUGACUAAACAAGAGCACACAGUUAUGAAGGCAUUUGAAGAAGCUAAUCAAAGAUCUUUUUUUGAGCUAGCUGAAGUACAAGCUUAACUUUGUAACGUACGGAGAACGGGGUCCAGGUCUUGUCAUGUUAUUUGUUGCUCUACUGAUUUGUACAUUAUUUGUGGUCUUUUACUACUGUAUACAAUAAAUAUAGUUUGGUACUCAGA
Messenger RNA from Labrus bergylta (ballan wrasse), 2710 nucleotides. RefSeq names its product small ubiquitin like modifier 3a (gene sumo3a). Gene Ontology annotation, cellular component: nucleus. Lineage: Eukaryota; Metazoa; Chordata; Actinopteri; Labriformes; Labridae. Gene Ontology annotation, biological process: protein sumoylation. Gene Ontology annotation, molecular function: ubiquitin-like protein ligase binding; protein tag activity. The record is from RefSeq and is a predicted model, not a curated record.